AUGUGGAAAGAUUUACCUCUACCUGUUUAUGAGAAGUUGUACUUCUUUAAUAUAACAAAUGCUGAGGAAUUUGUUAACAACAGUGAAAUACUGAAAGUACAAGAAGUUGGUCCUUACACUUACAAAAGUACAUGGGAAAAGAACAUUUUAAUUAGAAGUGCUGCCGGUAGUUUUUUUUAUACUCUCGGCGAAACACUCAUUAUAAAGAAGACUGUGGCAGAACUCGCCUUUAAAGGAUACGAAGACAGUAUUAUUAAAUAUGGCAAGUACGUAAAACGUAAUAUUCCGUACAAGAAAGGUAUAUUUUCUUGGCUGUACGGGAAAAACGCUACAGAUGAGGGAUUGUUUACUGUUUUUACGGGAGAGACAUCGUUGACGUUUAAUUACAAUAGAGACGUAAAUCAUAAAACUAUAUUUUUCAGAAGGUUCGAGAGCAGUACGGAAACUAUUGCUUCUUCCUCUAUAAAUCCUGAUAACUGGUGCUUCGAAACUGACCCUGAUUUAAAAUCCGGGACUCAGGAUCUCAGUCUCUGCCAGUUUAGUGCUCCGGUUGUGCUGACGUUUUCCCAUUUCUAUUUAUUGGACCCUUCUUACUUACAAAAUGUGUCCGGUUUGAGUCCUGACAAAGAAAAGCAUGGUUCUCAUAUAGACGUUGCGCCAGUUAUUGGAGUAUCAGUGGAUUUGUGUUUGCGCUUCCAGGUGAAUCUGAAAAUUCAGCAAGUUCCGAACAUAGAUGAAUUAGAGGAUAUAAAUCCUGGAAUUUAUCCUGUAUUUUGGGUAGAAAUGUUUGCAAAACUUACCCAAGAACUGACAGAUAUUAUAACUGAAAGGCUCACUGGACCAAAGGAAGCAAUAAAUUGGUUAUUAUGGAUUCUUUUAACUACUGCACUCUUUCUAAUUACCGUAUCGUCGCUGUUAUUGUGUUUACCCAAGAAAGAAGUGCUUUAUAGAGAAAAGAAAUCUUUGUUAGAAUGUGGGAAAAAGCCGUAUUAUUCCACUUUUUAUUCGUUUGAUGAAGUUCCAUUUUUAUUACCAAUAUAUUAG
Messenger RNA from Stegodyphus dumicola, 1044 nucleotides. RefSeq names its product sensory neuron membrane protein 2-like. Lineage: Eukaryota; Metazoa; Arthropoda; Arachnida; Araneae; Eresidae. The record is from RefSeq and is a predicted model, not a curated record.